Messenger RNA from Onychomys torridus (southern grasshopper mouse), 1756 nucleotides. It is a transcript of the gene Stx16, whose product is annotated as syntaxin 16. The record is from RefSeq and is a predicted model, not a curated record. Gene Ontology annotation, cellular component: membrane; endomembrane system; SNARE complex. Gene Ontology annotation, biological process: vesicle fusion; vesicle-mediated transport; intracellular protein transport. The transcript has 9 exons. Bases 761 to 1741 code for a protein of 326 amino acids. Gene Ontology annotation, molecular function: SNAP receptor activity; SNARE binding. Lineage: Eukaryota; Metazoa; Chordata; Mammalia; Rodentia; Cricetidae.
AUGCCGGGGAGGGGACCACAGCACGGAAACGGCCCUGGGGCAGGGUUGCAGCCGUGUCCCGGGACGGAGGGUGCCGGUGAAGAAGAGUGCGGAGGCCGGGGAGGCAGGCCGUGAGGUCCUAGUGGAGGCCUGCAGCCUGUUGGCAGUGGAGGACCAAGCCACCCGAGAAAGGAAGGGGUCAGGUCACUGAGCCCUAGAAAGCUCAGUCGACUUGGAGGGGACUGCAGACGCUCCCUUGUAGUUUUGGGCUCGGGCCUUUUUGGUGUUUGGAGCAGGCCUCUUGUGAGGAGAGUUAACCAAAUCUCCGAGUUAGAGCCACAUGCCAGACACGCAGGCGCUAAGUUAAGGCUAGAAGGCCAAAAUCUUUGGGGGCGGUCCUAGGAAAUGAGUGGGUAGGGGUCUUUUCCAUUCUCUCUCCUGAUUGGUGGAUUUGACGCUUGCACAUCCGCGGUCGGAUUGGGGAGGGGUCUCCAGGACGUUGGAUUUCGACGCAAGGAUUGGGGGGAUUCAAGUGCUUUGAGAUCUGAGCCAGGCCUUGGUAGGGGGAGCCAGACAAUUAGAAAGCCGAGGUUAUUUUGGGGAGGGGUCUUUGCGCUUUGGCGGAGCGCAAAAUUGCGCCUGUUCUGGCCUAAGGCUUUGUCAAGAGAGGUUUCUAUGCAAGGGCGGACCAGCUAGGCCAGAGCUAGAGAAAGAAAGGGGGGAAAAUAUCAAGAAUAUAAAGGGGUGGGGGACCCAGAGAGGGGUGCACAAAGGGUGAGACAUGGCCACCAGGCGUUUAACCGACGCUUUCUUGUUGUUGCGGAAUAAUUCCAUCCAAAACCGGCAGCUGUUAGCCGAGCAAGUGAGUAGUCACACCACCUCCAGCCCUCUGCAUUCACGUAGCAUUGCUGCGGAGCUGGACGAGCUUGCCGAUGACCGCAUGGCACUGGUGUCAGGCAUCAGCUUAGAUCCAGAAGCUGCAAUUGGUGUGACAAAGCGGUCACCUCCAAAAUGGGUGGAUGGAGUAGAUGAAGUACAGUAUGAUGUUGGCCGCAUUAAACAGAAGAUGAAGGAGUUAGCCAGUCUCCAUGACAAGCAUUUGAACAGACCCACCUUGGAUGACAGCAGCGAGGAAGAGCAUGCCAUCGAGAUAACCACCCAAGAGAUCACACAGCUCUUCCACAGGUGCCAGCGUGCCGUGCAGGCCCUGCCCAGUCGGGCACGAAGGGCCUGCUCUGAGCAGGAAGAGCGGCUACUGCGGAACGUGGUGGCCUCCCUGGCACAGGCCCUGCAGGAGCUGUCCACCAGCUUCCGGCAUGCACAGUCGGGCUACCUGAAACGCAUGAAGAACCGAGAGGAAAGAUCACAGCAUUUCUUUGACACAUCGGUGCCACUAAUGGAUGAUGGAGAUGCUGCUGCUUUGUAUGGUCAGGGUUUCACGGAUGACCAACUGGUACUGGUAGAACAGAAUACACUGAUGGUGGAGGAGAGAGAGCGGGAGAUCCGUCAGAUUGUGCAGUCCAUAUCUGACCUCAGUGAGAUCUUCAGGGACUUGGGAGCCAUGAUUGUGGAGCAGGGUACAGUCCUUGACAGAAUUGACUAUAAUGUUGAACAGUCCUGUGUCAAGACCGAAGAUGGCUUGAAACAGCUUCACAAGGCAGAGCAGUACCAAAAGAAGAACCGGAAGAUGCUCGUGAUCUUGACACUGGUUGUCAUCAUUGUCGUCCUCAUUGUGGUCCUCAUCGGUGUAAAGUCCCGUUAGUGGUGCCAAAUUCUU